CGCGCGCCGCCCAGCGGGCCCGCGCGCCCGCGCCGGGGCUGCCCGAGCCAGCGCGCCUUGGCCCUGGCCCUGGCGCUGCUGCCCCCUCGCCGCGCGGCCGAGGAGGGUUCCAUCCCGGCCCCGCCGUCUUUCCAGUUCAGCGACGACAGCGACGAGUCGUCGCAGGGUGCGCCGCUGCCAGGCGGGGAGCUCGCGGACCUACCCGCGGACGUCGCCAGCGGCAAGUCGGAGGGGAAGGUGCUGUCGGUGCCAUGGCGCCCCGGGCCCGAAGAGUACGUCGUGCAGGGCGGGCCGGACGGCACCAGCACGCUGUCGCUCUACCCCGCAGAGGGCCCGGUGAACGUCAGCAUCGGUGGACAGCUGGCCGACUCCCUGCGGCGGCAGGCCGGGGGCAGUUCUGGCGACGCCUGGACCGUCGUCGAGCUGUAUGACCACGCUUGCCCAACUUGCUGGUACGCCGUGCCCGCGGUCACCAGCGUAGCGAGUGCAUUCCAGGGCGCCCCGAGCCUGAGAGUGGCGUCUGUGAAUUGCCAUGCCCAGGUCAACGCGGAGACGUGUCUAUCUGAUGCUCCUCGCCGAGAUCGAAGACUACCCGACGCUCCUUCUCUGCCGCGUGCCCGAGGCCGCGGGCGAGAGGGCCCCGAAGCUCCCGUCCGCCGCUCGGGAUCUCAAGAAGCACCUUGACGGGGAGACGCUCGCGGCCUUCGAGAGCCUUUCGCAGUGCCUCGAUGGCAAGUACGAGUCCGACGUCCAGGCGAGCGGCGCCGGGCGGGCGUACCUGUCGGCAAAAGACUUGGCCGUUUGGGUGUCCGCGAAGACAGGGCUCGAGCCUACAGACGCGAGCGUGCUAGAUUCUGGAGCAGACCUCGCAAGAAAAGGGCGUCCAGUCGUGAGCGGCCCGCCGUUCGCGCCUGGCUGGCAGAUCGACAGCCAAGAAGGGGAGCCCGGGACGCCGCGGUUCUCGCCGCAGCAGCGCUGGUACGACGCAAUCACGGGCUUUGCGGAGGCCGUGUAUUUCAGCGCCCACAGGCCUGGCAAGCUGGAGAAAGCGGUGGCGAUGGCGAGGUUCUUGAGCAGUGCCCUCCCGACACAAAGUCUUGUGAUUGAGGAGCCCGACCCGGUCGCUUUGGCUGCAGCCGGGCUAGGGAAGUUGGCGGACGCGCUGGAGCAGGUCGACACUUCGAAGGGCAGGCACGUGGUGCAGAAGCAGAUCCACUCCGCUGUGUCGGCCUGGACCGACGAGCACGGGAUUGGCGACCCUCGGGACGCCUUCGACGAGAAAACGGGCCAUGAGAUUGCAAGGUUCCACACCGCCAGCCUGGCCACAAGCGCCGCAUGGGCCCUGUUCCACGUGACUGCCACGGCGGUGGCCGCGAGGGCCAUGUCCGGCGAGACGCUGUUGAUGGAAGAUCCCGGGGGAUCGGGCAGCGACGGCGACGUGGCGGGCGCAGUCGAGGGCGUCGUCGGUUUUGUUCGAGACUUCGUGGAUGGCUUCCUCAGCUGCCGCCACUGCAAGGCCGAGUUCCUCAGGAGGCUCGACGCCUGUGCCUACGGAGUCUGCGAUAUCUCGGACGUCCGCCAGCUUCCGCUCUGGCUGUGGCGGGCGCACAACGCCGUCUCGCUCGAGCAGGCGGCUCGGGACGAGGCCGAGGUGGACCGCCGAUGGCCCGGCUACCAGGACUGCCCCGCCUGCUGGCGCGAGGAGGUGGUCCUGGGCGGCCUCCGGACGAGUCGGAGGCUGGAGGAAGACCCGCCGCUGCUCACCGUCGAGGAGCUGGACAGCUCCUUCGACACCGGCCACGUCUUCUGGCACAUGGUCGCCACGUACGUGGGCGUGAGGCGGGUGAACUUCGAGCUGGAGGACCUCCCGCCGGAGGAGCAGGAGAGGGUGCAGGGCCUGCUCGACGGGGACAAGGCGAGCCCCCGAGCGCCGAGCGCCGCGCCGAGCCCGCGGCCGACCCCCGCCGCGGGCGAGCCCGCGGCGGCGGCCGAGGGCGCACCGGUCGAGGGCUGCAAAGACAGCCCCGGGUUCACCGACGAGCUCGCCGCGGACGCCGGGCUCCGAGAGGGCUCCGACUGGACGGGCUCCUGCGAGGACUGGGCCCCGUUCGACUGCUCCAGGGCGGCGGAGGACUGGGGCUUCACGCCCGAGGGCGAGGAGGAGCUCCUGCGGCAGUGCCCGAGGUCGUGCGGGUUGUGCAGGCAAGAGGCUGCGCACUCGAGGGUCCCGCUGGUGGGGGCCACCGCGCUGUCCGUCGUCGUCACGGCCGUCUUCUGCUACCUGGUUCGGUCCGCGCAGAGGUGCAGUCCGGGGCAGGUGGGCCAGUCUCGGACUCCCAUCAUACUGUCCUCGCCGCAGGGCGCCACCCCGACGGCUGCAGAUGACGAUGAGGAGGAUCCUGCGCAGGAGUGACGCGAUCUGCGUUGCCAUCCGGUCUGAGGCCCGCGGGUGGUGAUGGGCUCUCUGGGCCAGCUCAAGGAGCCCCCAGAGUGCUCCGCAGCGUCUCGGACGAGGAAGCGCGGAUUUGCUCGCGCCCUGGAACAAA
Molecule: messenger RNA, 2546 nt
Organism: Prorocentrum cordatum
Lineage: Eukaryota; Dinophyceae; Prorocentrales; Prorocentraceae
Source: the annotation of a GenBank genome assembly